AUGGAACCAGACCCUUUUAAGGCUCGCACGCUCGACGAGGUCCCUACCCACCUCUCCGCUUACGGACGAGACGCUUACCAACGCACCUGCCUCAGCAUGCUCAGCACCGGUAUCCACAAGUGGGGCUUCGUUAUCUACCGCUGUACAUACGAUGACGACGAACUCUGGAACCGCUACCUCGCGCAGCUUAAGAGCUUCUGCCAUAACCAACUCGUUGAGUACCAACGCGCUGAGCUACUUGAGCAGUACUUAGAUCGGGUCGUUAUCGAGGACCGCGCCACCCUCAACAACGCCUCCCGGGUUGAAGUUAGGAAACACUUUAAUCAAUGGGUGUCUGAGCAGAACGUCCCCAUGUUCCCAACCAAGGCCUACCUGAAUAUAUUUCCCAUCCAGAUGCCCUGUUUCCGAUACUGUCUUUAUGUCGACAAGCAGUGCCUCAACACUAUUAUCCAGUUCCAGGAAGCAAACGACGGCACAGCAUUGUUCUUAUCGGAACUGCCGCCAAUGGUUUUUGCUAUCGUUGAUCGAACCUGGACACCAAAUGGCACCCAGGACGAGUUCGAUAUUCUACGAUCGCGGCUAUUCCCUUAUUGA
Messenger RNA from Colletotrichum gloeosporioides, 594 nucleotides. RefSeq lists its product as uncharacterized. The transcript is spliced from 2 exons. NCBI's taxonomy places the organism in Eukaryota, Fungi, Ascomycota, Sordariomycetes, Glomerellales, Glomerellaceae. The record is from RefSeq and is a predicted model, not a curated record. Bases 1 to 594 code for a protein of 197 amino acids.